GAGACAUGGAUUAUGAAGAAAUUCGUGCUCAGUUUGUGGAUGCUCACUGGGCGACACUCGUUCAGAGGGUGGGCAUUGCGGUGAUGCCAAUAGCAGAUGAGCUUUGGUCAAAUAAAAUGCUGGGAAGCGAGUCAUACAGCAAGAUCAUAGCAGCUGCUACCAACCAGGAGAAAAUGAGAGUGUUGGGUGACGUCUUGCACUCCGGAGGAAACGUUGUUAAAUCUGCUUUUUAUUCUGGACUGGAAAAGCAUGCAGCGUGUCUGCUUAGAGAUCUGAGUGAACUAUUAAUUGAAUGUAUGAACGUAGGAUUACAACAUUAUGUUAAAUGUACAAAUACGUUAAAACCUUUACAGGCAGCAACAUACCAACUGCUGAAUGUCUUGUAGAAAGUUUAGAUGAAUAUAGGAAGUGGAUCCAAAGGGAAAAUAAGUUUGUGAAAGAGUAUAACUCACGGGCUGGUGAAGAUGUGCUGCUGUCUGAGCGCUACAUACAGCCUCUGAUCGUAAUGAGACACAGAGAGAAGAAUGAGAGAACACAAGAGUUGUGCUUUAAGGGAGAGGGUUUCCAACAGUUCAUAAGCUCAGAGAAUCAUACUGAGAAAGCAAACAAUGUCCUGGAUGCUCUUUUCAGUGCAGAUAGUAAGGGAAUCUGUCCUGCUGCUGUCAUUCUUCAGGGAAACUCUGGGAAAGGCAAAUCCUUCACAGCACAAAAGAUCAUGUUGGAUUGGUCAUCUGGAUGUCUCAGCAGAGAAAACUUUGAUUGUGUUUUUCACUUGAAAUGCAAAGAACUGAACCAGAUAUCUGAAGAGCAGAGUUUGGUGGAGAUCUUGAGCAUCAACUCAAAUUUGACACCAGAUCAGAUCCUGCAGAUCUUGCAGAGGUCACCAAAGAGAGUGCUGGUCCUCAUCGAUGGAUUUGAUGAACUCAAAUUUUCAUUUGGCGACGCACCAAUUAAGUUAACAGCAUCUGUAUAUCUGCAUAAAAAAGCUCCAAUUGAGGCUUCUCUGACGGCCCUGUUGCGGGGUUGCCUUUUGCCCGAAUCUUUCCUGCUGGUCACGUCCAGAUCUACAGCCACAGACACUUUGAGCGCUCUGCUUAAGAAACCUCAGCGUUUUACUGAGAUCAUAGGCUUUUCUAAGAGGGAGGUUGAGGGGUAUUUCCAGAAGUUCUUUCAGGAUGAGGAACUCUUCAGGAAUGCUUAUGAGUCUGUAAAGGCAAAUGAAACUCUGUUCACUGCCUGUUCCAGUCCUGUUAUCUGCUUGAUCAUCUCCACAGAUAAACAAAGACUCUGUGAUUGUGCAGAUGUAACAAGCGGUCUGGAAACAACCACAUCCAUUUAUGUUGACUUUGUGUUUAUUCUGCUCAAGCAUCACUGUCAGGGUUUGAGACUGAGUGAAUCUGUCCCGACCCUACUGAAGAGUCUGGGUCAGCUGGCGGAGAGAGGGAUGAUGGAACGACAUUGUUUGUUUGAUGAGAAAAGUGUGACGAAAACGGUUUCAGACACUGCUGGAAGUCUUUUCUUGGUCAAAUUCCUCUUUAAGAAAAGAACCCGGCAAGAGACGAUGUACAGCUUCAUGCAUCUCAGCUUUCAGCAGUUUUUUACUGCUCUGUACUACGUGCUGGAUGAAAAAGAGUUUUGUGGUAAACUAAAAAGGUGGUUCCAAUCUGAAUGGCAUGGAUAUAAUUUUUUACCUGUGGUUCAGUUUCUCUGUGGUCUCUGUAAUAAAGAAGUGAGUGACUCCCUUAAGGAAAUGCACAAUAUAUGUGUCCCACCUUCUGUAAGAGCACAGUUGAAGAAAUGGAUCCUUCACAAUAGCCCAACACGAUUUUCUUUAUGGCACUUGAUUCUUCCAAGCCUCUAUGAGCUUCAUGAGAAGGACUUUGUGCAGAAAGCCAUUGAAGUCUGGCCUGAGAUGGACAUGACAUCGUUUCCUCUGAACAGGACUGACUGCUGGGCAUUGAUGUAUUGCCUGGAGUGUUGUCCUCACUUCAAAACGCUAAAGUUAUGUUUUGCACCAGAUGAGUUAAAGAUGCUUCAGGCCGUGCUGCACAAGGCACCAAAACUAGAGCUGAAUAUCCAAAAUCUUGCAGACACGGAUGUUUCUGAUUUGAUCUCAGCUCUUGGAGAAGGAAAGUUACUAACAGAGUUGCGACUGAUGGGCGAAGGUUUGUCAGAUCAAAGUUUGAUGCAGAUUCUUAAUGGUCUUGGUAAACAGAAGACUGUGGGUGGAGUUCAGAUUGCAGUGAAGAACAUCACAGCUGACACUGUCCUCAUCCUGACAGACUUCAUACAGAACACAGAGAAAUGGGAGGCGAUCAGUUUAUGCACAAGUGUGCUUUGCAGUAAUGCUGAGAGUUUCUGCUCAUCUCUUCAUCUCCUGAACACAGAUGGAAAUCUUGUAUUGCAUGUGGUGAUGUGGUGUUUAAAGCCGCAGAAAGCACCUUCACUGUCUGAAAUCAUUCUGAAAUAUCCAUGCUCAGAAAUGUCUGGUAUGAAUCUGAAGAACUUCUUACAGGCCUUCCAUGAUAUAAACUGCUCAACCGAAGAAAGUGCAGGUUUUGAUCAACAGCUGGAUUCUCUGUUGUCUCAUCUCUCCUCUUUGUCUGGGUUGAGUGUGAUCGUAAUUUCUGCUCCCCUCCUAGCUGAGAAAUGGGCGUCCAGAAUCCUCUUCCUCAUUCAGUCCUGCAGCAGUCUGACAUCACUCAGUUUUAAUGCUGGCUCGUUGAAGGAUAAUGAUGCACCGUGUCUUUUAAUGGAGGAGGGAAUCAGAUUGUUGAAAGAGUUCCCUAAACAUCCCCAGUGUUCUCUUAACAUGAAAAGACACAGAUGUGAACCCAGUAACUGCUGCCGUCAUCCGACUGAUCAGAUCGAACAACUCGACUGCAACCAGAGUGUGAUCAUUGGUAUCAGCAGGGAGAACUGUGCAAAAGAAAUCAGGUCGAGCUGCCGUUUGAUCUGGCACUUUAGAAGCUUCUCGGGCUACAACCACACACUUCAUGCUUUAGGUAUUUGUGCUAUUCGUGGAGUGCAGUUCGAUCGGUGUGUGGUUCCAUCGGGAGUACUUGCAGUCCUCUGACUGUGCUGAUGAAUAGCACGAUGGGAAAGAACAACACAACUUAAUGUUUUUUCAUCUCGCUUGAGUUGUUAUUGAGAAGAAUUACAGAAUAGAACAGGAACAUGUAAACUUUAUAUUAUCGUAAAAUGACUCCAGAUUAUGUUUCUCUGUCAUUUCAUUAGCACCAAUCUUCUUAUUUCUUGACCCAAGUAAUACUGUUUCUGGCGUCAUAUCACAUCACCCAUUUGUUUUUAUAAUCUCACUGUAACUCUACAACCUCCAGGCUCAAAGAAACUCAUAUUUUAAUAAUAAGAAAAAAAUGAAUGGCUGUCUUGGCCAUAUGGUAUUUCUUUCUGGAAACAAAUGUUUUUGUGGUGUUUAUAUAGUUUUAAUGCACACCGGGAGUGUUCAGGUUGAGAUGUCCAUUUUUUUUUACUUUUGAUUAGUUUUUUUUAUAUUAAAAAGGUGUGCAUUAUACCAGACACCUACAUGUCAUCCCCUUGAAAUGCUAUUGAGCUUUAAAUUUUGGUAUAUUUUCUGCAUGAGUCCAUGCUGUAUUGAAAUACAUGGCAAUAUUUACAUAUGAUUUGGCAGUUUACUUAUGUCGAUAUAAAAAAAUCGAUCCCCUGAAGUUUUCUGUUUUUUGGGUAAUGUUUUAUUAAUGUUUAAGGAUCUUUUCCUGAACCCAAACCAAUUACUGUUUGAUUUAUGUAACAUGUAACAUCUAUCAGAAAUCACUACGAAAUCACACAUUUGCUACUCUUUAGAUUCUACAAAAAUGUUCAAAUGUACUGGAUAAAUAAACUUGAUUUAUCCGCUAGAAAUAAUACAUGUGCAUUUCUAUAACUUUUGACUUGACUAGUAACUGUAAGUACAGUGACAGUAGCCUAUAUCUCGAAGUGUUAUUUCCUUUAUGAUGAACACUGAACGUCUCACUGUUGUGCUCUUUAACAAGAUUCGUUAUGUCAGGUUUGUACAUGAGGACUGUUUGUGUCUGAUCUACUGAUCUAGAGUUGACGAAGACAGAUCUCACUGUAAAGCUGCUGAAGUAAAAGAAGAUCCAGAGGU
Messenger RNA from Triplophysa dalaica, 4123 nucleotides. RefSeq names its product NACHT, LRR and PYD domains-containing protein 1 homolog. Gene Ontology annotation, cellular component: cytoplasm. Lineage: Eukaryota; Metazoa; Chordata; Actinopteri; Cypriniformes; Nemacheilidae. The record is from RefSeq and is a predicted model, not a curated record.